AUGAUUCCAAGCAAAUAUACUCUAACUCCACCUGAGGAUUUACAUCCUCUCAACUUUGAAGGUUCUAAACCAAUAUACCCUGAUUUUGAUCCAUGGUCCCAUACUCAGCUAGAAGAUAAAAUACUACUCAAUUUUGUGUCCAAAGGGUAUUACAAUAGUGCAAAAGUGAACUUUGAGAGCAUUUCAGCAAGGUCUUCUCUUCAAGAAUCACUUCCUACUGUUUCUACAUUGUUAGCGGACCAACUAUCCAACGUUUUGCAUAUUAGAGAACAAGACAUAAAUAAAAUAUCAUCCGUGGCAUUGGACGCGAAUUCUAAGAGGGUUAAAUUCAAUGAACUGGCUGGCCCAGGAUUUUCGCUUCCCACUCGUGUCACCUUAACUGACCAUCGAAGAGAACUAUGGCUACAGGAAAUAAGCUCUCCGCAUGCAUCCUUAUCCAACAUAUCGAAGUCAAUUCCACACGGCCUUAAAAGAAGACAAGUGUUAGAGCAGUGCUUUACCAAGCAGAUUCCUAUAUCCCGAGCUGUGUGGCUGAUCAAGUGUAGUUACUCGAUUGAAUGGAAAAUUCUCACCAGCAAACAGAAGCACGAAUCAUCAGAUGAGAUAACAAAUCAUCUAUACAAAGAAUGGACCGACAACAUGGCUCAUAUCCUUGAGAAGCUCGUUUUUGAAAUGACGCAGUAUUACAAUGAACCAAUUCAGCUGAGAGCAUGGAAAAAGAAGAUUUCUUACUAUCUUAAGUUACUGGGGAAUUGUUAUACUAUUAAUUUACUUGACAAAAAUAUCUUUCAUCAUUGGCUUGUGGAGUUCGUAGGGAAGGUCGAAAACUUUGAGUGCAUUCCUUUAACAUUGCAUAUAAUGUCAGUCUUCUGGGACGGAUUGUGUCAGAAAAGUGAAUCUGCCUCCUCGGAACAAAUCUUCUUAGUCAACAAAAUAACGGAGGCGCUACUCUACAAGUACUACAUGGUAUCCCGCAGCAAAUCUAUGAUUAAUGAUGAACAGUAUUUGAUCAAUGACGUGAAGAAAAACUCUAAACUAAAAGAGCUAAUUUUAGCGAAGUUGAAAGGAUUUAUUUUGAGAGUGUUUCAUGAGCAAUCAUUAGAAGCGUUCAUCAUGUCAAAUAAUAACUGGGAUAUCUACAAAAACUGCCUUUAUGAAAUUUUGGGAGUUGACAAGCAACAUGAGACGGGAUCCAACAAAACAGAGCUGAAGAAGAAAUUGGAAUUAAUUGUUUAUAGAAAUGAUUCCUUAAAGUUCAAUUCAGUUUUACAAGACAAUGAAACAAGUGAUACCAAUAUCAGCGAAGCUUUUGAGGGAUCGCUAGAGUCACUAUUCAUAAAGGAUAAGCCCCUAAAAUUAAAAAGAGUCGACUAUGGUCUUACGACAGUACUAGAUGACAAUUCUCCUGGUGAUGAUUGGGUAUCGUACGUCGAUCAGAAGUUGACACGAAUUGAUCAAGUUAUUCAGAUGAUCAUGUGGGCAAUUCAUCCAUCGCGAGCCUCUCAUUACGAAGGUUGUCAAUUGAUUGCUAAGCUCUUACUUUUAAAGAUUAAUUCUCAGAAUAGCUUUCAAGAAUACAAUAUUGAAGACACGGUAUGGGCCUUAAUCUUUCGAUUCGCCAAGUUGAGCAGCCAGGAAAUGAAUACGACAUUAGUGCCAUCCAGAUUAUACCAACUUUUGAAUAUUUUCAUAGGAUAUGGGCUAAUUAAAGUUCCCACUUACGUUCGCAAACUUAUUAGCUCAGGAAUUCUCUAUCUUUCGGAGUCGCAAGAUAAGUAUUUUCACUGUGAACUUUUGGUAAACCUGAAAAUAGCACCUCUUAUGAAAAGCCAGUAUAACAUGGUUUUGAAGAAUGUGAAAGAGUACGACCCUAGUUUUUUCGAAAAUUUCAACUACGAUAAAUUGAUGGAGAUGCUAGAAGUUGCUAAAUCUAAUGUUUUGGCUGGAGAUUUUGCGUUCGUCGAGACCGUUCCAUAUAGUGUAAAAGUUUUGUCAUCUGAAUGGUACCUAAACUUUAUCUGCACCCCAACAGAUAAUUUGCUAGAGCCUGUUGACAAGGAAAACAUUAUUAAUAAAUUGAAGGUUUUUUGCAUUAACAUGAAAGAAUUUCACCAUUUCUACAAAUGGGUGGAGUUCAUCGUUUAUCAUCAACUGCUGAAAGACAUUUCAGCAUUAGAAUGCCUGGUUGAUAUCCUAAUGUUUUAUGAUAAGCUCUUCCCGCUUCUAAUCAACGAUCAUAUUUUGUUGAUGAAAACCUUAUUGCAUUUGUACUCGAAAGAACUAGCAUUGAAGGAUCCACAAUCUUAUCAAGUCUAUGCUUUCAAUCACUUUUGGAAGUUUUUUACCAGAAAAUUUCCUUUUGCAUUAGAAAUUGAUGGAGAUCUUCAAAUGAAACUGGCUGAGGUAUAUGAGAGUGAAAAAUUACGAAUGGAAAAAAUAGCGAAAUCUUAUUCAAUGGCAUCUGAAUUGUAUGAUCAAAUCAAUAGAUCAACACCUUCUUCAGGCUCAGAAAUGAAUAAACUUGAAUCUCAUAAUUUUCCAAGCUUAUUUCAAAAGAAUAUAAAACUGCUGUUAAAUUCUAACGACGAGGGAGUUAAGUACUCUGCCAAGACCAGUAUGAGACUAUUACUGAACUUGAACCCCAGCGAGUACAAUAAGUUUAUGUCAGUUUUUUUGAAACGCAAAGAUUUCACUGAUGAACAACUCAAGCACUUAAUCUCCUUAAAAGUCCUAUCUUUUGAACAAAUUAACAAAGUCUUAGGAGAGCCAUUUCUUUUAAAACUAUUAGAUUCGACCUAUUUUGAUUUGGGAUUAACAUUUGAGCUACAAAAACACAAUUACAUCAAACAAAACUUCAAAGACUUACUAAAUGCUUAUCAGAAACUCAGAAGUGAUAACAAUAUUAGCCUCUUCAACUUGAUCAUAAUUUUCAACACCUCUCCUGCAAGACAAGACCAGUCUUGUAAUACCUUAUACAAGAUUUUGAAAAGUAACGAUACAGAUUGCUUAUCUACCAUCACGAAUUUGUUGGGGUUCGGUACCAAAGUUUACCCAUGCACUGGAAGUCUUGAAUGUGUAAAUAACGAUGAAACUGACGAUGAGGGCGAUCAUACUAUCGAAGAAUUGUCUCCUGUUGAACUUUUUGAAGAGCUGGAUUUUGCAAACCUAUGGAUUUUUCAAGUUUUCACCAAAUACUAUCUGGAGAUACUAUCAAUGAACGCAGCUAAUGAUUUAGUAUUCAAAAAACACAUUUUUGAUAUUAUUGAUGUUACAGGUGAUGAUCUACUGUGCUCAAAAAUUUUUGAUCGGAUUUCUGAUUUGACUUUAUUGGAGAGGCUUCUUUGCGUUGUGGAAAUUGAUUUCUUUGAAAAGUGCCUCUCGAAUAGAGAUGUUUCUUUGCCAUACUUUAGAGUUAUCAUUGAAAUUAUAACAAACCUAUCCAGGAAACUAAAUAAAAUUUCAGGUGGGGUUAUUGCGAUGCAUGACCGUGCGUUUAAUUUAUUACAACUAUGUGCAGAAAACUUUGCUAGUAUGCUACCAGAUGAACUAUUGAAUUCCGAGAGCAAGCUCGACGUAUAUUUGAAAGUCAUGAUUGUUCAUCAGCAAUUUGUUUUUCGUAAAUGUAUCGACGGAUUACAAACUGGAGGUCCCGAGAAAGACUUGAUUUGCCACCUAUGUAAGCUAUUUGGGAAGGUCGGUUUCAGUCUGAAAGUGAAAUUAUUGUUAUAUGACAUCCUUACUUCACUCAAAUCCUUUACAAUUUAUGCGUCAACCAGGAAAAGCCACUCAAACAUGGCGAAAAUCAAUAUAAAUGUUCCAAAAGAACUACUCGAUUUACCACCUUUCAGCAUUUCGUCGUUCAUGAAAAGCGAUCCGACCGAUGACGAUUCUGCAGAUAUUCACCUGGGUAUUGUGGAUGAUUCAUCCACUGAGCGUCAAAUUGAACCAAAAUAUUUUAUUUUCAAUAAGAAGACUUUGGAAUAUGACUGUAAAUUGGUUUUGAAACCGUUUCAUCUAUUAAUCAAUUAUCAAGAAGCAGGAAAUGGUCCUUUUAAUAAUACUUCGCUGAGUAUGAGCUUGUUCAAUGCAAGUUUUGACAAGAAAAAUCCCACUUAA
Molecule: messenger RNA, 4116 nt
Organism: Lachancea fermentati
Lineage: Eukaryota; Fungi; Ascomycota; Saccharomycetes; Saccharomycetales; Saccharomycetaceae
Source: the annotation of a GenBank genome assembly